AUGGCGGCUGUCAAGGGUGGUGAUGAGGUAAAGGACCUCCUCAAGUCAGGUGCCUCAUAUGAAAAGAUGCAGAUGACCUCCUCCCCUAUCUUCGGCCCUGCGAUUGGUGGACUGAGUUCCAAGGAACACAGGCAGUCAAGCGAUUGUGCAAAGACCUUCGAGGAUGGCUUGAAGGCAUCAAGCAAACCGGAGGAGCUUGUUCUGGCCUUCUUUGUCCUCAAGCAGAUCAAGAAGGGCAGUUCCAGCGAAGAGACCGUCUACGUGUCCUCUCUAUGCUUUGUCAUUGCGGGUGAGGAGGUAUCGCACUUAACUGGGGUGAAGGACAAGAGCAAGUCAGAACCAUACACGCUUCUCCGCUACGCCGUUGGCGGUGCCAGCGCUUCGGUUUGCUUGGUUGCCGUGACAGCUGAGGAGAGCCGGAAGGACAGCGUGAAUGCCGCUCUUGAUGCGGUCAAGUCUAUGCGGCAGGUCAAGAACAGCGCCCCGCGCAGUGGAAACGUCAAGCACUUCGUGGACUUCACAAAGAAUGAGCUCCCGAAGCAGAAGGCGGCCGCGGAAAAGCUGAACGACAACCCCGAGAAGCAGAAGUCCGCUCAGAAGAUCGUCACCCGCAUGGAAGUGAUGCUGAAGGACGCACAGGAACUCCUGUCUAAGCCAAAGGAGACGAAGCCAAAGGCAUAUUGA
This is a messenger RNA of Trypanosoma grayi, 684 nucleotides long. RefSeq lists its product as hypothetical. The record is from RefSeq and is a predicted model, not a curated record. NCBI's taxonomy places the organism in Eukaryota, Euglenozoa, Kinetoplastea, Trypanosomatida, Trypanosomatidae. The coding region runs from base 1 to 684 and encodes 227 amino acids. The transcript has a single exon.